This is a messenger RNA of Geosmithia morbida, 708 nucleotides long. RefSeq lists its product as uncharacterized. Lineage: Eukaryota; Fungi; Ascomycota; Sordariomycetes; Hypocreales; Bionectriaceae. The transcript is spliced from 2 exons. The record is from RefSeq and is a predicted model, not a curated record. Bases 1 to 708 code for a protein of 235 amino acids.
AUGUCCAUUGCCGCGAUGACCUUAGAACUCGAUACGACGGCGAACUGGAUCUUGGCGCUUUUGGGCGCUCUCUUUGCCGACUUUAACUCGCUCCGCUAUUUCUCGUGCCAGCCGGCUUCGAGUUCCUUGAUGGCGGUGUCAUCCCGCGCACUUUGCUUCAGGUGCGCCACCUCUACUGCGAGGUUCUGCACUAUCAAGUCCACGCCGACGGGGUUUGCGCUGACCGCGGCAGCAGGCAUCAUGGUAGGGAGCCUAGGACCCACCGCGUCCGACAACAGGGAGAGGCGUCACCCAUGUUCCUCUCGUCUGCCUCGGCUCUGCGCGCAGCAGCCGUCUGAGCUCGACGGACUGGCGUGGUGUUCGAAGGCGUGGACAGGAUACCCGAGGCAACGGCGCGAUGUUAGAGUCACAAGAACAUCGGACGAACUCCUGACCAACGGAUCGUCAUCCCCCAAGGCGGUGGGCCUCCUGGCCCGCCCGCUUGGGAGUCUGAAGCCUGGUCUUCCCGACUGGUCCCGUCGCCCUCGUUGUCGUGAGCCUCGCAUGAGCCGAGUCCCCUUCCCCAUGGGCUUUGGGGCCGCCACAGCCGUAGGCGUGGGAGAAGCCGUGGAGACGGCAGACCGCCAGGGGUGGGGGCCGGAGGCUCGGCAGCGAGUUUUCCGUUUCUAUAUUACAGACGGAAAAUUUGCCAGUCAGAAGUUCAAAUGA